Molecule: messenger RNA, 1506 nt
Organism: Chaetomium strumarium
Lineage: Eukaryota; Fungi; Ascomycota; Sordariomycetes; Sordariales; Chaetomiaceae
Product: cyclin-domain-containing protein
Exons: 2
Coding region: 147-1319 (390 amino acids)
Biological process (GO): regulation of cyclin-dependent protein serine/threonine kinase activity
Cellular component (GO): cyclin-dependent protein kinase holoenzyme complex; nucleus
Molecular function (GO): protein kinase binding; cyclin-dependent protein serine/threonine kinase regulator activity
Source: RefSeq, a predicted model, not a curated record
GGAGCGCGGUCAGUGCCCAGUGCUCUGUGGGCCGAUCUCGCGCAUGCCCCACCGUCCCGGACUGGGCUUGCCGCACAAGACUUCUCGGGUUCAACUUCUCACUCGCGCAUUGCCUGCGCUUCGCGGGAGGAGGAAAUGAGGUUGGGAUGAUGUUGGCACGGUCUUCUCCCGUUCCCGCCAGUCCAGCCAAUGCAUCGCCUCGAAGUAGCCUUCACAGCUUCCACUAUGCACCAGGCCCCUCGCCGAGAUACGCUUCUCCCAGGAUUCCGGCGGUCGCCAAGUCUCGCCGGCCGUCUACCUCGCCUGCAGCCGCAAUAACCUCGUCCGCAGCACCGCAACAAAAACGAUAUGUAGCCGUCGACGCUGCGACCCAGUACUCGCCUAUGGAGCCUAUGGAUUACGCCACCGGCGCAUUGCUCCCGCGAGUACCACCGACCGGUAAAGCCGACCAGCACGAGUCCAAGGCACAAAAAGCAAUGGCCGCCCCCGAGGAGCGGCCCGCCGUUGUCGCGCGGUCGCCGGCGAAGCCCUCUAAAACGGCGCCUGCCGGUUCGAAGCAGCGCAUGGAUUCUCCGUCCCUGACUGCCUCUCCGUCUAAGAGAAGAAAUUCUCAAGGGCCCGGUAGCAGCACGAGCGGAUUGGCGCCCGAUACGUUACAAAACCCCUCAACGAUAUCAAAACGGGCCAAGCCCGAAACCGCGCCCCCGAAAGUCCUACCGUUGCGAUACGAAUACUGUCCGGUAGAGGACAUGGUCGUCCUUAUCGCGCAUAUGCUAGGAGAGCUCAUCGAGACGAACGAUACGCUCGCCCUCAAGUCGGGCCACCUCACCCGCUUCCAUUCCCGAACUGCCCCCGGGAUAUCAGUACUCGAUUACCUUCACCGCCUCGCGAAGCACGCGACUCUAACCCCGCCCCUCCUCCUCUCCAUGGUCUACUACAUUGACCGCUUAUGCGCACUAUACCCCGAUUUCACCAUCAACACCCUGACCGUGCACCGAUUUCUCAUUACCGCCGCUACGGUCGCGGCGAAAGGACUGUCCGAUGCGUUCUGGAACAAUUCAACUUACGCUAGAGUUGGGGGCGUCAAAGUGGCAGAGCUCAAACUACUGGAGCUCGAAUUCUUGCACCGUGUUGACUGGAAAAUUGUUCCCAACCCGGAAGUCUUGGUUGCAUAUUAUUCUGGACUUGUUGAGAGAUGCCCGGGCUACAGGCUCGAAGGGGCAGAGAACGAAGAUUCUGACAGCAGCGAUGCCGUGGAGGAUAGCGACGAGCUCGAUGAGGACGACGGCGUUGUGGAAGGCCAAGGGGAGGCAUCUUGAAACAAGCCCACGGUCUGGGCCCUUGAUGAAUGCUGUGUCACAUACAGGCGGGCCCGCGGCCGUCUGUUGGAGGAAUAGAAUUUACUUGGAACUAUGAGAGACGAUAAGAAAACUCUCGCUUGGAGCGCGCAAUUAGCCGCGAAUAGGCGGGGACAUGUUUGGAAUUACUUCGGCUUUCUGGUGUUGG